ACCCCCAUAUAUAUAAAGAAAAAAAUCUUCUAAGUAUAUUAAUUUUUUGUAUUCCAAUAGACAUUAGAACAACUCAAUGAUCAAUUUAAUGAAUUCGAUCAAACUAUACGUACAUUAUCUGAUUGGGUACAAGAACAAACAUCGGAUCUUGAAUUUAUGCGUACGAGAAAUGUAGAAGCUGGUGCUAAAGAUAAUAUAAGAAGAUGCAAUGAAAUGGAAUUUCAAUUAACAUCCAAACAACAAAUUCUUACAUUAUUAAAAUCUUAUAAUGGUCGAAUGACAUCAUCUUCAUCAACAUUUCGAAUAACUGAUCAAGAUGGUACAAUCCAAAAUUUACGUCAUAUGCUUGAUCAUUUAUCACCAUCGAUUGAACAAUUAAAAUUAAAAUCGAAAUCAAUUUUAACUGAUUGGCAAGAAUAUAAUCGUGUUUUACUUGAAAUGGAAAAAAUUUUACGUGAAGCUGAAGCAGAAAUUAAUCGAAUUGAAAUAAAUGCAAUGAAUGUUGAAACAUAUGAAAUGAGUACCAGAAAAGCACAAGUAAUAUAUAUGCAAAGUUUUACAACUUUUCUUCUUGUCAAAAAAAUUAAACUUUUUAAAAUCAGACUGUUAAAAAAAACUAAAAUAUACACGAACUAUGUAUUUUGUUUUACUAAUCAGUAAGAAAUAUAGAUGAUCAUUAAUUGAUGCUAUUUAGUAUUAACGAUUUGAAUUUUAUGACUACUAACUACGUAGUUUAAUUUAGUAAAAUCAAUUAAGAAUAAUUAAACGAUCACUUUGUGAAUUAAUAAAGACUACUGUUGUUAAGUGACUAAAAACUGAAAGAUACUAACCAAUGGAAUUAAUAAGUGCCAGUUAAUAUUAAUCAAUACUAACUGGAAUAUUUAAUUAAUACUAAUUAAUGAUAGUAUUUUGUCCUGAUUGGAAAAAUAUAUUAACCCCCCCCCCCCCCCCCCCCCCCCCCCCUAAAAAGGCCCUGCCCCCCCUUCUUCCCCCCCCCACCCCCUUUUUUUUUUUGGGGUUUUUUUUUUUUUUUGGAGUCUCAUCGUG
Molecule: messenger RNA, 1047 nt
Organism: Rotaria sp. Silwood2
Lineage: Eukaryota; Metazoa; Rotifera; Eurotatoria; Philodinida; Philodinidae
Source: the annotation of a GenBank genome assembly